AUGACUGGACAUGAUGUGCGCCGUUCCCAGGGGUCAACUGGCAGAUCAUCAACCACUGCAACCCUUACAUACACUCAUGGAAUCAGCGAGGUCACACGGGUGAAGGACCGCAGUGGGAUGGCACGUUUGGUCGACGUCAUCAUUAACGAGCCACUGCGCAUGCAUUCGACCUCUGGGAUCGACCUCCUGCACGUAGUGCCUGAGGGCAGCAUCACCGUCUGUGGGCAGUUCUUCCCCACGGGCACCAUCUUUUCACAGGGACAAAGAGGUGUGGAGGUAUUCAGGAAGGUAUUCAGGCCGGAGAGGCGGGGAGGGCAUGACAAGAAUGAGAUGCAGAAGGCUUUCAACCCGUUCUCCCUUGGGCUGCGGACGUAUGUCAGCCGUAACCUGACAAGCCCAGAGCUGCUGCUCGUCAUCAUCUCGUCCAUCCUGCGCUGACACCACUUCAUGCUGGAGGAACCCGAAAAGAAGACAUGGGAAGGUUUCCUCCCCACGCCAGCGCAAUGUAGAGUCGGCAUGAAGCGGAGGACGGUGUGAUCAGGAUUACAUUAUUUGGCCGCAUCCUCGAAUUCCAUCGUCUCUGUCA
Messenger RNA from Laetiporus sulphureus 93-53, 586 nucleotides. RefSeq lists its product as uncharacterized. NCBI's taxonomy places the organism in Eukaryota, Fungi, Basidiomycota, Agaricomycetes, Polyporales, Laetiporaceae. Bases 1 to 438 code for a protein of 145 amino acids. Gene Ontology annotation, molecular function: heme binding; oxidoreductase activity, acting on paired donors, with incorporation or reduction of molecular oxygen; iron ion binding. The transcript has 6 exons. The record is from RefSeq and is a predicted model, not a curated record.